Messenger RNA from Arabidopsis arenosa, 1961 nucleotides. The record is from the annotation of a GenBank genome assembly. NCBI's taxonomy places the organism in Eukaryota, Viridiplantae, Streptophyta, Magnoliopsida, Brassicales, Brassicaceae.
AGAGAGGUAAGAUCAAAGAUGAGGAGCAAGAGCGGUUUUAGUUUCUUCUCUAAGAUGACAUCUUCGAGGAAGAGGCCUUCUCUCUCAAUACCUAGCAAGAGUUACGAGUCAUCGGAUAUCAACAAGACCAUCGACAAUGCAGCCGAGAUUAUCGAGAAAUGGAACACCGAGUAUGUUUCUACAAAUAAAUUUUAUUCUCUGUUUUGCGAGAGCAAGCGAGAAGCGAAGAAGUUUGUAAAACGCGUGAAGGAACUGCAGAACGCGAUGGAUAUGUUGAUUAGAGAAGAUCCGAAUUCAGAGAAUCUCCUUAGAGCUCAGAAUUUAAUGCAGAUUGCCAUGAAACGACUUCAGAAAGAGUUUCUCCAGAUUCUUUCGAUGAAUCGUGCGCAUUUGGAUCCUGAAUCCGUCUCCUCUAGAUCGCCUACAUCUGUCGUAUCGAACGAUGACGAUGUUUGGCACGAGUCUCGUUCAGCUAGUGAUUCCAUCAUCGAAGUCGAGGAGGUGUCAAAGAGUUCUAGGACAGAGCUGAAAUCCAUAGCAGACUGCAUGAUCGCUGCAGGUUAUGCAAAAGAGUGUGCGAGUACUUAUAAAUCCAUUCGAAAAUCGAUAGUUGAUGAAUCGAUUUAUCGUCUUGGAGUAGAGAAAAUCAGUUCGUCCAAGGCGAAAAAGAUGCCAUGUGAAGUUGUUGAGUUGAAGAUGAAUAGGUGGAUAGAGGCGGUUAAGGUCUCGAUGAAGACUCUCUUCAAUGGCGAAAAGAGUCUAUGCGAUGAUAUCUUCGAAUCCUCUGUUUCUCUUAGAGAGGCUUGUUUCCGAGACAUCUCCAAGGAAGGAGCUCUUCUUCUGUUUGGAUUCCCGGAAACCAUUGCCUUAAGAGACAAGAAAAAUCCAAACCCGGAAAAGAUUUUCCCGUUGCUAGAUAUGUAUUGCACGAUCACAGAUAACUUGCUUGCGAUUGAAUCAAUCUUUUCGUUUCCAUCAAUUUCGAUUGUUAGAACUCAAGCUCACAGCUCACUUAGCCGAUUAAGUGAGUCAAUUCUUUCUCAUUUGGUGGAUUUUGAAUCUGAAAUACGUAAAGAUUCGUCCAAGACAGUGGUUCGUGGUGGAGGAGUUCAUCCGAUGACUAUCUCCGCCAUGGAUCACAUUUCUCGACUCGCUGAAUACAGUAGCGCUCUCAUGGAUAUCCUCAAGGGAUCAUCAUCAUCAUCUUCGGCUAAAUCAUUGCUUCCUAAAUCUUACUUCAAUGUCUCAGAAUCGGAAGAAUCUCCGGUGUCCGAGCUAAAAGUACGAUUCGCGUGGAUGAUUCUCGUCCUCCUCUGCAAAAUCGACGGCAAAGCUGAGAUGUACAAGGACUUCUCGAUGCAGUAUCUCUUCUUAGCCAACAAUCUCCAACAUGUUGUCUCACGUGCUCGAUCCACGAACGUGAAGCAGGUUUUAGGCGACGAUUGGAUCGCGAAGCAUUCCGAGAAAGUUAGCCAGUUCGCAAGAAGCUAUGAGCGGCUAGCAUGGGGUCCAUUGGCGUCGAUGUGUCCGGCGAUUAGUACUUCGGAGGCGGUGGAGAUGUCGCCCGAAGAAGCGAUGAUGCAAUUCAAAAAGUUCAACGAGACUUUCGAGAGCACGUGCGAGGAACAGAGCGAGUGCAUCGUACUUGAUCCGAAAUUGUUGGAUGAGAUGAGAAUUUCGAUCGGGAGAAAACUGUUGCCGGUUUACCGCGAUUUUUACAACGCUCAUAGAAAUGCCGUUAUGUUAGCGGGAACGGAAGGUGAGUGGAAUGUCCGAUAUACCCCUGAAGAUAUCGGAAACCACUUGUCGGAGCUGUUUAGCGGGAAGGGUAUUUCGGCGAAUCGAUAUGUGUGUACGCCUGAUUUCUGUACUGUUACAACAGCUACUCCAACUCCUGGACGAAAGACUCGAUCUUUGUCAUGCAGAAGAUUUUGAAGGGGGAAAAAAUUAUGUUUUCAUAA